Molecule: messenger RNA, 1845 nt
Organism: Brassica oleracea var. oleracea
Lineage: Eukaryota; Viridiplantae; Streptophyta; Magnoliopsida; Brassicales; Brassicaceae
Exons: 4
Coding region: 1-1845 (614 amino acids)
Molecular function (GO): nucleic acid binding; RNA-DNA hybrid ribonuclease activity
Source: RefSeq, a predicted model, not a curated record
AUGGGUGGUUCACCUCCUUGCGGGGACUCGGUAAGAGCAGUUAAAGAUUAUAGGCGACAAGCCAUCACCGCCCAAAAGUGGCCUUCGCAAGUCGAAGCAGACCAUCAAAUCUCUUUCUCGGCGGCCGACACUCACGGCAUCAGCAUGCCGCAUAACGACCUGCACCUAAUCGAUAUCGGAAUUGGCAAAUGCCAGGUCACGAAGGUUCUCGUUGACACAUGCAGCUCAGUCGACCUUAUCUUUCAGGACACGCUCGACAAGAUGGGGGUCGACCUACGUGACAUGAAGCCCUCUUCACGCACUCUCACGAGAUUCAAUGGCUCCUCGGAAAAAAUGAUUGGGACAAUUCGUCUCCCAGUUUACGCAGGCGAUGUGACCCGCACUGUUAAGUUCUCUGUUAUCCGGGCUAAGGCGCCCUACAACGCAAUCCUCGGUACGCCUUGGUUACACUCCAUGAAAGCCAUUCCCUCCACCUAUCACCAAUGCGUUAAGUUUCCUGGGAAAGAUGGAACAACGCAGACGAUCCGCGGGGAUCAACGGGCUGCGAGAGAGCUACUUAUCGCCGCGGUCAAGCUACAACAAUCACCUUCUCUCGUCAACGCGGUCACCAAACCAAUACAUAAGAUCCACCCUCAGAAGGAAGAAAUCCUCGAGGUUCCCAUCGAUGAAGCUGACCCAUCGAAGGUCGUGCGCAUUGGCACUUAUCUCUAUGACGAUAUGCAGUCAUUAAUCAUUUCUUUCCUCAAAGAGAAUGCCUCAACCUUUGCAUGGGUAACUACUGAUAUGAAGGGAAUAGGCCCCGCAAUAACAUCUCACGAAUUAAAUGUCGAUCUGACGUUCAAGCCUAUUCGACAGAAGAGGCGGAAGCUCGGACCCGAACGGUCCAAAGCAGUAAAUGAGGAAGUUGACAGGUUGCUCGACGCAGGUUUCAUCGCCGAGGUACGGUACCCAGAGUGGCUAGCAAACUCUGUCGUCGUUAAAAAGAAAAACGGGAAGUGGCGCAUUUGUGUUGACUUCACGGAUUUGAACAAAGCCUGUCCAAAAGACAGAUACAAUCAAAUCAUGAUGUACAUGGACGACCGCGAGAAAACGGCGUUCAUAACGGACAGAGGGACGUUCAUCUCAAGAUCCACAGACAAGUGCCUCCCGUUCUAUGAACUCCUGCGGGGAAAUAAGAGAUUCAUCUGGGGCGAAAAAUGCGAGGAAGCCUUCAAUCAGCUCAAGCAUUACCUCACGACACCUCCAGUUCUGUCGAAGCCCGAGGUCGGGGACACUCUAUCCAUAUACAUUGCCGUCACCUCCUCGGCAGUUAGCAGCGUCCUAAUACGAGAAGACUGUGGUGAACAAAAACCUAUUUUCUACAUCAGCAAGCGAAUGACGGAACCAGACACGAGAUACCCAACCUUAGAAAAGAUGGCCCUCGCCAUCAUCACUUUGCCCCUUAGGACGGUAAUGCAAAAUACCAACCAAUCAGGAAGGCUAACAAAGUGGGCAGUGGAGCUUAGCGAACACGACAUCGUGUACAAGAACCGCACAUCAGCUAAGUCGCAAGUUCUUGCUGAUUUUCUGAUCGAGCUAACGCCGGAGCUAGAACAAGAUCUCGUGCUGCCAUGUCUGAACUGGAUACUGCAUGUAGAUGGUUCAUCUACGAACAAAGGUUCAAAGGCAGGCGUACAACUCCAGUCACCGACAGGUGAACUAAUCCGACAGUCGUUCAGUUUUGAUUUUGCGGCGUCCAACAACGAAGCCAAAUACGAGUCUCUCAUCGCAGGCCUUCAUCUCGCUAAAGCAGUAAAAGCUAAACGGGUCAACGCAUACUGUGACUCCCAACUCGUGGUGAGUUAA